GACCAACUGCGCCCGCGAUGCGUACGAAAAGCGGCUUCGCUGCUGACCUGCCUCGAACCCUUGCUCGACUGCGACUGCGAUUGCGUCCCGGCGGUAGCCGCUGCCGUCCGGCCGCGCUGCUAUGGCGAGUUAGACGUCGCGGCCCUCAUUGAUCCCCGUUACGGAUUUCCCCUUCUUCCCCGGGGAUCCCGCCUGCCCUACCACCGAAUCGUGCUGCUCCAUUGCCUUGGAAGGUCGCCGCCGCCGCCGCCCGUUCCUCCUUCCGUCACAAUACAAGGUGAUCAAUGGCGUCAGGUGCACCUGGUAUCAUGCUCCGACACCUUUCCAAAACACUUGCUGUAAGCCCAGCAGUGGCAUCUGGUAUGACCAGCCAGCAUCACCAGCUUCAACAGCGUGCACCAGUGAGUGGCACAUCCAAAGGCAAGGCUAAGCUCAAAGCCGGCCUGCCUUUGAAGCGCAGCGUCAUAGCAAAGAAGGGGGGCGCGCCUGCCACUGCUGGGAGCGGUGGUGCUGGCCGUGGUCGUCGUGAAGCCAUUGAGCGCAUUACUCAGAUUGCAGAGUCUUGUCUGAAGUCCUCUACUCCUCUACGGCACUUGUCCCCCAAGGAGUGUCUUCGCGAGGCAAAACGUGAGGAGCUUGGACUCAUCUCCAAGGAACGACAACGUGAACUUGAUAUUGCCAAGGCUAAAGCCAAGUCCAAAGGUACCAUUGGAGGUGAUGGUGGCCGUGUUCUGAUGGGUCCACCUAGCCUUGACUAUAUCAGUCUUGGCCUUGUAGAUGAGAAGACCAUCCCUACUUAUGAGCUGACAGUUGAGGAUGGUCGGCGUCUUGCCAAAGAAUACAGCCGUGUGCUAAUGCAACGACACCGUGCACGCCAAACUGCGGAAUCAACACUUUUGAGCCUCAAGAAGGAGGCCGUUGCUGCACUCCCCGAGAAGCUGCAAGCUGCUGCUAUGGUUCCUGACAUGACACCAUUCCCUGCAAACCGGUACAUGGCAACACUCACGCCACCAAUUGAAGGGUAUAUUGAAAAGGUGCGAGAUGCUGCCAAGAAGUAUUCUGUGAAAGAGAAGCUUCGCUGAGUUCAAUUCAAUCCAUAUAAGGUGGCUGAGAGUUCUGGAACUUUUUCUUAUGUUGUAUUCUUGAGAAUCUGUCAGUUUUGCUGACUUCGUGCUGUUUUUGCCUCUAAUAAUCAGAUAGCGGUAAUAAACUGCCACGAUUUUGCUUUGCAAGACCAUGUUAUUUUGGCUGAAUCUUUUUACUCCAGUUUUGCUGUGUAGCACAAAUUGAUAUGUUGAACUAAAAUCAAGAAAAGUUUGUUGCUUUGAAA
Messenger RNA from Aegilops tauschii subsp. strangulata, 1330 nucleotides. RefSeq lists its product as uncharacterized. NCBI's taxonomy places the organism in Eukaryota, Viridiplantae, Streptophyta, Magnoliopsida, Poales, Poaceae. Gene Ontology annotation, cellular component: mitochondrial large ribosomal subunit; mitochondrial ribosome. The record is from RefSeq and is a predicted model, not a curated record.